Molecule: messenger RNA, 1674 nt
Organism: Talaromyces marneffei
Lineage: Eukaryota; Fungi; Ascomycota; Eurotiomycetes; Eurotiales; Trichocomaceae
Exons: 4
Coding region: 1-1674 (557 amino acids)
Biological process (GO): calcineurin-mediated signaling; fungal-type cell wall organization
Cellular component (GO): calcineurin complex; cytoplasm
Molecular function (GO): calmodulin-dependent protein phosphatase activity; calmodulin binding
Source: RefSeq, a predicted model, not a curated record
AUGAUGGAAAAACAGAUCGAACAUGCGGUGACGCACAAAAAGCCCGUCCCGGAGAUUGAUUUCACCUUACACCGCAUGGAAGAUGGCACUCAAGUAUCGACAUUGGAACGAGUGUGCAAAGAGGUGCAGGCACCCGCGCUCACAACUCCCUCCGACGAAAGUUUCUGGUCACCGGAUGAUCCCAACAAACCCAACUUGCCAUUCUUGAAGCAACAUUUUUACAGAGAAGGUCGACUCACCGAAGAGCAAGCGCUAUGGAUUAUCAAGGCCGGCACUGAAAUUCUUCGCUCCGAGCCCAACCUCCUCGAGAUGGAUGCCCCGAUCACAGUAUGCGGUGACGUACACGGCCAAUAUUACGAUUUGAUGAAAUUGUUCGAGGUCGGCGGAGACCCUGCCGAGACUAGAUAUUUGUUUUUGGGAGAUUAUGUUGAUAGAGGUUACUUCAGUAUUGAGUGCGUGCUUUACCUAUGGUCACUCAAAAUCUGGUAUCCCAAUUCCCUUUGGCUGCUACGAGGAAAUCACGAAUGUCGCCAUUUGACAGACUACUUUACAUUUAAACUCGAGUGCAAACACAAAUAUUCGGAGAAGGUUUACGAUGCCUGCAUGGAGUCCUUUUGUUCACUACCCUUGGCCGCUGUCAUGAACAAGCAGUUUUUGUGUAUCCACGGUGGAUUGAGUCCGGAAUUGCAUACCCUUGAGGAUAUCAAAACUAUCGACCGUUUCAGAGAGCCUCCUACCCACGGAUUGAUGUGCGAUAUUCUUUGGGCCGACCCGCUGGAGGAGUUUGGACAGGAAAAGACCGGCGAAUAUUUUGUGCACAACAACGUUCGAGGAUGCUCGUAUUUCUUUUCGUAUCCGGCUGCAUGCGCGUUUCUUGAAAAGAACAACCUGCUUUCAAUCAUUCGCGCGCACGAAGCUCAAGAUGCUGGUUAUCGAAUGUACCGAAAGACUCGCACCACUGGCUUCCCAAGUGUGAUGACGAUCUUCAGCGCACCUAAUUAUUUGGAUGUCUACAAUAACAAGGCGGCUGUUCUCAAGUACGAGAACAAUGUGAUGAAUAUCCGUCAAUUCAACUGCACGCCCCAUCCUUACUGGCUUCCUAACUUCAUGGAUGUUUUCACCUGGUCGCUUCCUUUCGUGGGAGAGAAGAUUACAGAUAUGCUUAUUGCAAUUUUGAACACCUGCUCAAAAGAGGAACUCGAAGACGAUACGCCGUCAUCCGUUUCGCCCACUCUUCCUUCCUCUCCGCCAUCUGCUACCGACAAGGACGAUAGCGACUUUAAGCGACGUGCUAUCAAGAACAAGAUUCUGGCUAUUGGUCGUCUAUCCCGAGUCUUCCAGGUGUUGCGAGAGGAAUCCGAGCGAGUCACGGAACUCAAGACUGCAUCUGGCGGUCGUCUUCCUGCUGGAACACUCAUGUUGGGUGCCGAAGGUAUCAAGCAGGCGAUCCACAACUUCGAAGAUGCGCGCAAGGUUGACUUGCAGAAUGAGCGCCUACCCCCAUCGCAGGAAGAAGUUGCUCGUAGAAGUGAGGAGGAUCGCCGCAUUGCUCUUGAGCGGGCUCAACACGAGGCCGACAACGAUCCUGUGCUGAAUACCAUGGCCAGACGUAUCAGCGUUUCUGGCGGCUCGAGACGCCGAAGGGAAGCAACAAACCGCGGCGCUUCUAGUUAA